AUGCCGUUGCCAAUUGAUGAUGGAAAUGUGAUCAAGAGGGAUGUUGAAUUAGUAUUCAGGAAAAGAAAAGCAUUGAUGAAGGUCGAGAAGGAAGUAAGACGUAAUAGAAUUCAGAAACAAUUAGCAGCAAAAAAGAGAUUGAAGAGUAUAAUCCCAAUUCCUCAACAUAUUCCUGAUGAAAUUAUUCAAGAGAUUCUACACAGACUUCCUCCUAAUUCUCUGAUUCAGUGGGGCUGCGUUUCCAAGCUUUGGUUCAACACUAUUUGCCGCAACCAUAUCUUUGCUACAACUCAUCUCCGUCGCCAAUUACCGAAUAAAAAACUGCGUCUCAGUUUCCACUUGAGUUGGGAUUGUCCGCCCAAGUGUGGCUAUACAAUCAAAGAGGAGUUCUUCUAUUUAGAAAAGGAUGAAAUCGAUGUUAAAAAAUCAUAUGAGCUUUUCACCACAAGCAGACCUCUUGUGUUCGGACAUUGCAAUGGCUUGUACUGUUACCCAUACAUGGAUGCCCAUCAAAAUUUCAUUUGGGUUUGUAACCCAAGCAGGGAUGAGGUAUUAUCCAUAUGCCCUCCACCCAUUGCUAAUUACGAUGCUGAUAAUGCAAUAAUAACAUGUAUGGGUUUUGGGUUUGAUUCCUUGAGCAACAAAUACAAGCUUGUCUUUGUUGCUCGCAGUACUUUUGGCGGUGAGUUCAAGUGCUUCAUAUUUACAUUCGGAGCUGAUUCAUGCUGGAGAGAGGUCACAAUAAACCUCAACUCGAGUAACAUGUUCAGAGCUUCUGAUCAAUUAUGGACUUUGAAUAAAUCUUCCGUCUUUUGCAAUGGGGUUCUCUACUGGAGAGGUGCAACAGAGCCUUAUCCAUUGAUAUCAUUCGACCUCCACCAUGAGAGUUUUCAUCUCAUUCGAUUCCCGACUGAGUGCAUUUCAGCUGAUGAGAAGCAACAACAAUUGGUUCAUCUUCUUGAUUACAAAGGAGCUCUAUGUGUUGCACGCCUUGAAAAACAAUCAGGUAGUCAGAAUCUUAAGCUUCACUUGCAUACAUUAAGGGACAGAAUCAAGCAAGUUUGGAUCAAGGAAACUCCUGUUGUUCUUCCGUUUCCACUUCCUCUCCUUGACGCAACUCGUCUAAUGGGCUUCUCUGAUGAUCGGAUUCUAUUCCACUGGUUCGACGGGAAAGAUUUUCAGCUGCGUGAUAUGCACAUGAAAUAUGUCAAGGUAGUAAUGCCCCCAGCUAGCCAUGUGGAGUAUCAUGUGAACAAUCUUGUGGAAAACGUUCUUUGUUUACGCACCUUCGUGCCCGCAAAAGCUAGUAGGUUAUUUGACGUUGACAUGAACAGCUUGAAAAAAUAUGUGUUUGAAAGUCGACGAGAAUUUGGAUUAUUCGUGCUCACCACCAAAUCCGUAUUUAAAGCGGCAUGCGAGGCAUACAUGGAUUAUUAG
Papaver somniferum (opium poppy) is the source of this 1437-nucleotide messenger RNA. Its product is annotated as F-box protein At5g65850-like. Lineage: Eukaryota; Viridiplantae; Streptophyta; Magnoliopsida; Ranunculales; Papaveraceae. The record is from RefSeq and is a predicted model, not a curated record. Gene Ontology annotation, molecular function: protein binding. The transcript has a single exon. The coding region runs from base 1 to 1437 and encodes 478 amino acids.